CCGCGGUGCGCUUGGCGGCUGGAGUGGAGCGAGCGCCCCGGCAGCGGCGGUGGGGUCGAGGGGCCCGGCGGGCGGCGGCGUUGCCAUGUCGCACGGCCACAGCCACGGCGGGGGCGGCUGCCAGUGCGCUGCCGAACGGGAGGAGCCACCCGAGCAGCGCGGUCUGGCCUACGGCCUGUACCUGCGCAUCGACCUAGAGCGGCUGCAGUGCCUCAACGAGAGCCGCGAGGGCAGCGGCCGCGGCGUCUUCAAGCCGUGGGAGGAGCGGACCGACCGCUCCAAGUUUGUUGAAAGUGAUGCAGAUGAAGAGCUUCUGUUUAAUAUUCCAUUUACAGGCAAUGUCAAGCUCAAAGGCAUCAUUAUAAUGGGAGACGAUGAUGAAUCACAUCCCUCUGAGAUGAGACUGUAUAAGAACAUUCCACAGAUGUCCUUUGAUGAUACGGACAGGGAACCAGACCAGACCUUUAGUCUGAACCGGGAUCUUACAGGAGAGUUAGAGUAUGCUACAAAAAUUUCUCGUUUUUCAAAUGUCUAUCAUCUCUCUAUUCAUAUUUCAAAAAACUUUGGAGCAGACACCACAAAGGUCUUUUAUAUUGGCCUGAGAGGAGAAUGGACUGAGCUUCGCCGACAUGAAGUGACCAUUUGUAAUUAUGAAGCAUCGGCCAACCCAGCAGACCACAAAGUUCAUCAGGUUACCCCACAGACACACUUCAUUUCCUAAGGGCUGGCCAAGGCUCCCACAGAGGCUGUGUCUCAAUGAAGAUAUACAACUACCUACUGGAAGGAAAACAUGAUAGGGCUCCCAAGAGAGUUGGCUGCCACAGACUCUGCCAAAGUUUGUCUUUGGGGCUUGCUGUAGAAACUUGGCCUACGGAAGAUACCACACCACUGGGAGGGUUGUGUGGGUGCCGAGGGACUAUCAUGGUUCUCUAGGGCACUGCAGAAAUUGGGUCUUCGCUGGUCUAGCAUCUGGCAGUCAUGGAAAACAGCUGCUUUGCCAGUCUGAAUGUGCCAUGGGAUCCCAAAUGUCUUGUUGAUUUGUGGCAGGAUUUGUAUGUGACCUGUUUUUUAAAAAAUGGAAACAGUUCUUGGGCUGCAGGAAACUUCUGAAGCCUCUGGAUUGUGUCUGUAUUAGCCAUCAGGAGAGUCUCCAGUGAGAAAUAGUUGUCCCUGCUUGUUCCUUCUCCCUGUCAUUGUUCAGCAUUCUUGUCAAGUUGCCCAGCUUGGAGUUGUCUGUCACACACGAGUGUCCCAGAAUUAUAGCUGGAAGGGUAGGAGUCUCCUGGUGAUACUUAAUAGCUUGGAGAGAAGGUCCUUUUUCCCACUGCCUAGGUAAGCAGUCUGGGGAGAACAUGGGAAUCGUUUCCAUGUUGGUAGAAAGAUUUGGGGUAAGAUUGGGACUUGGGUAAGAUUGGGACUUAGGUAAGAUUCCCCUUUGGAAGAUCCUUAAUGUUUGUUUCUCACUAGUGUUUUAAGCCCAAUGCCAGAAUUUGGAGAUCUCUGAGUUUUUUUGUUGAUGGCUUUUUAUUCUCUGUGACUAAUAAGCUUCCUAAUAAAUCCUUGCCAGACUUAA
Messenger RNA from Trichechus manatus latirostris (Florida manatee), 1573 nucleotides. It is a transcript of the gene PITHD1, whose product is annotated as PITH domain containing 1. The record is from RefSeq and is a predicted model, not a curated record. NCBI's taxonomy places the organism in Eukaryota, Metazoa, Chordata, Mammalia, Sirenia, Trichechidae. The transcript has 6 exons. Bases 86 to 721 code for a protein of 211 amino acids. Gene Ontology annotation, cellular component: nucleus.